Molecule: messenger RNA, 1929 nt
Organism: Hevea brasiliensis (rubber tree)
Lineage: Eukaryota; Viridiplantae; Streptophyta; Magnoliopsida; Malpighiales; Euphorbiaceae
Product: F-box protein SKP2A
Exons: 5
Coding region: 449-1588 (379 amino acids)
Biological process (GO): SCF-dependent proteasomal ubiquitin-dependent protein catabolic process
Cellular component (GO): SCF ubiquitin ligase complex
Molecular function (GO): protein binding
Source: RefSeq, a predicted model, not a curated record
CAUACGCUUUGUCGUUUUUUCUUCCAUUCUUUCUUGUCUUCGUCUUCUUCUCUUCAAUUAUGCUACAGAAGGGAAUUGAUGAACUCUCUACGGAUGGUUUUUAUUUUUCUUGAUCGGUUGUUUAUUUAUUUAUUUUAUUCUUUUCGGUUUGUUGAAAUGGUCUGUCUGUAUUUCGUUUUCUAUUGACGAAAAUGAGCUCCUUCGUUUUCUUCUGUUUGUUUGCUUCUUUCUGUUUCUGGGUUCUUCGUUUUUAUAAUUAUUGGUUUGUAGUUCAUAUUUCAUAGGGAUUUGUUGGGCCUAUUGAUUGCGAUUGUUACUAUCCUUCAUCAGUUCCACGGCUGACGAAAGAAAGUAACUUAUUAUGGUGUUUUUCCACAUGGAAACAAGAAAUACUCUUUUAAUAAUUUCCAGCGGUAGCGGUUAAAGACGGUGGUGGGUUCAGAGUGAAAUGGUGGGUGAAGCAAAAUUGAGGAGUGAGGACUUGAACCAGUGCUUUGAGAAGCUGAUGAUGGUUGGUGGUGGAAAUAGUGGGAUUGGUGGUGGUAUUAGUCAGGGAGGAGUGAAAAUGGAGGGAGUGGUCAUCACUGAGUGGAAAGAUAUUCCUAUGGAACUCUUGCUGCGAAUUGGUUCUCUUGUUGAUGAUCGGACCGUAAUUAUGGCUUCUGGGGUUUGCAGUGGGUGGAGGGAUGCCCUCUGCUUGGGCCUCACCCAUCUCUCUCUCUCUUGGUGCAAAAACAACAUGAACAACUUAGUCCUGUCUCUGGCUCCUAAAUUCACAAAACUGGAAACUUUGGUGCUGCGCCAAGAUAAACCACAACUUGAGGAUAAUGCUGUUGAGGCUAUUGCAAAUUACUGCCAUGAUCUGCAGGACCUGGACCUCAGCAAAAGCUUUAGGCUUGGUGAUCGUUCCCUGUAUGCAUUAGCUCAUGGUUGUCCUAAACUUACCAAACUCAACAUCAGUGGGUGUACAUCAUUUAGUGAUGGUGCUCUUGAAUAUCUGACUGAGUUUUGCCAGAAAUUAAAAAUUUUAAAUCUUUGUGGAUGUGUAAAGGCUGCAACUGACCUUGCUUUGCAGGCUAUUGGACGGAACUGCAUUCAGUUGCAAUCUCUGAAUCUGGGAUGGUGUGAGAAUGUGGGUGAUCUUGGAGUAAUGAGUCUAGCAUACGGAUGCCCUGAUCUCAGAACUCUUGAUUUAUGUGGAUGCAUCUGUAUAACAGAUGAUAGCGUGAUUGCUUUGGCAUACAGGUGUCUCCAACUGAGAUCCCUCGGCCUGUAUUAUUGUCGAAACAUCACAGAUAGGGCAAUGUAUUCACUGGUACAUAGCCGAGUGAAGAACAAACCUCCAAUGUGGCAAUCCAUGAAGGGCAGGUGCAAUGAGGAAGGGUUAAAGAGUCUCAACAUCAGUCAGUGCACAGCACUCACCCCACCUGCUGUGCAAGCACUAUGUGACUCAUUUCCUGCACUUCACACCUGCUCAGGGAGACAUUCCCUCGUCAUGAGUGGCUGUUUGAACUUGACCUCUGUGCAUUGUGCCUGUGCAGUCCAAGCACACCGCACAAUGAGUUCUAUUCCUCAUCCAGCUCAUUGAGCACUUCAUUAAGUUUCAAAGUUUUUCUUUCAAUUCCUAAUCCAGUCCAUUGAGCAGUGCAUUUAGUUCAAAUUAUCAAGUUUGUUAAGAAGCCCACUGAAAGGACUAUGCCCCUGUACAUACAUGGUUGUGUUUAAAACUGGACUCUUUGGCUGCAAAUGAGCAGCACUUUUGUUGUUGGAAGUGUGGUAUGUACAGUUUGUUUUUAUGCUGCCCGCCCUAGCUUUCCGAAUUGCCCAACAUUUGGGUCUGUUGAAAGCCAAGCUUCAACCGCCUGUGAAAAUUCAUCCUUUACUCGAGAUGUUCCUUCAUCUCCUGCAAAUCCAGCCUUGUUUCCUGCU